Messenger RNA from Chiloscyllium plagiosum (whitespotted bambooshark), 1135 nucleotides. The record is from RefSeq and is a predicted model, not a curated record. Lineage: Eukaryota; Metazoa; Chordata; Chondrichthyes; Orectolobiformes; Hemiscylliidae.
UGGUGACGUCUUUAUCCCGCGACAGGUAAUGGCGGCCCCCAGGCGCCGCUAGGCCGCGGGAUGUUGGAGAGUCUGAGCCGGGGCUUGGAGCCGCCCGGCCUGCUCCUGAUCGCAGACAGCUUUGAGUGCGAGGGUAGGAGUUUGCUGAAGAGUUUUGUCACCAGCGCAGCUUUGCGGGGUGAAUGCGUCCACGUGUUUACCUUUGAGCUCUCGGACGUGGAGUUCAGCAUUGGACUAGACGAUGGAGUCAGGACAAGGCUGCAGUUUCACGAUGGGUUCAGUGACCCCCUGGACUGGGAGCAGAUGGGGAUGCUCCCCAUCAGGAACCUCAGUGGGCAGGAGCUGGUUGGCCGUGUAGGGGGGGUAGAGGCAGGCCCCUCCCAGCAGCCACGCACCGUGGUGCUGGACUCGCUCAGCUCCCUGUUACACCACAAACCCAUCAGCCACCUCGCUCGGGACCUCCAGGAUUUCCAACAGCGAGCGGCCACAGCAGGGCUGACCGUCAGGAGGCUGGUGGCAUUACUGCACACUGACCUUCACCCACCAGAGGUACUCCAGGCCCUGGGGGUACAACUGGGCACUACUGUCAUCACCGUGACUCCUUCCCCUGAGGGCAGCCGGCUGCCAGGGAGCUCCCUCCCCUCCAACAUGGCCAGCAUCGUGCAGAGGCGGAAAUCGGGAAAGGUGGUGCGGCAGGAGGAAUACUUCACCAUCGAGACAGGAUUCCGCCUGAUAUCCUCAGUGGAGCCCCUGCCGGGGAAGCAGGGUGUAGCAGGGAGUGAUAGUGUGUCGGUGCAGCCUGACCCUGCGGCACACUUGCCGUUUAACCUGCGGCUGACAGAGCAGGAACGUGAGGCACGGGAACAGGUGCCUCUGCCCUAUCACUUCAGCACCGAGAAAAAGAUGUCGCUGUUACAUGGAGGAUCUGGAGACGGGAGGAUUUAUUACCAGCCAGAUGAAUCAGAUGAUGUGGAUGAGGAGGAUCCUGACGAUGAUCUGGAUUUCUAGCAGAGGGGCCGCAUGAGCGGGAGAUCACAGACCUACACACACUGCCGUGUCCCCAAGACUCUGGCUGGGAUACAGUCUCUCUCUCUCACACACACAGACGCACAGACGCACAGACACAGUCUCACUG